AUGGCCGUCAACUUUUCCCAUAUUUGCCUAACCGAGAAGCAGCAGAUGGUCCACGGUACCGAGCUCGAAUACAAUCUUCAACGCUACGUCUACCCGGCCAUUGCGAUAUUCGGUAUCCUCGGGAAUGCCCUCAACCUCACCGUCCUCCUCAACAGGAAUAUGAGAUCCCGAGCGAACUGCUUCCUGGCGGUGCUGGCAUUUGCCGACAUCAUCUUCCUAUCAUUAGUGCUUCCAAAUGUGCUGGCCAAUUACGGGGCUUUCGUGUUCAACUACUACUUCCGAUGGUUCUAUUUCACCACAAAAAUGCACAUUAUAUCGCUGGCAAAUUGGUCAUCUGCGGUGGCGAUUUGGUGCAUUAUAUCCGUGUGUGCCGAUCGACUGUGGGGAAUACGAAAUCCAUUAUAUGCUAGGGAUCCAUGGCCAUGGUGGAAAAUGCCUUUGGUAAUGUCAACAAUAGUUGUCGGCACUGGCGUUUGCACCCUCUAUCAACAUUUCGAAUACAAUUGCCCACUCCGCGAUUACUGUAAUGGAACACAAAUAUUUUCCCGGUGCCAAGCGAUCACUAAUGAGAGAAUGUUUGGUCGCCCAAAUCCCUACCCAGAAGCUUGGCGGAAUCUGAUUUCAUUCUGUGUGACGCUUUAUCCAUUAGUAAUGAUCAUCUGCCCGAUAAUUCUUCUCGCCGUUCUAAAUCUACUUUUGAUUUGUGCUCUCAGACGGCGUCAGCAUAAUUUGAUGCUUGGAGGUCAUGCUCCAGAUUCAAGAAAAAGGUCCACCGAGGUCAACAGUUUUGCGAAGACUGAGCAUCGCGUUACGUUGACGGUUACCUUCAUCGUGACCAUGUUUACAAUCACAAAUGGCCCGUCAGCAUUGGAACAUCUCGUACGGAAGACUUUUUCACAGGAUGAUAUGACGCUAUACUACGAUAUUAACAUGAUUUGCACAACACUGGUGAUCUUUGGAAAGGCUUCCAACUUUAUUCUAUUCUGCCUCGGCUCCAAACACUUCCGGUUGCGGUUGAUCAAGCUCACACAAAAGAAGAUGAACAAAAAGAUUGAGAAUUUCUCGAGCACGUUCCUCGAUCGUACGUCAUUGAGGAGGAGUAGCGGGCCAUUGAUGAAAAAGAGGUCUUCGACAAUGAAUGAGUCCUGCAACACUUCGGAAAACUCACAAGAAAGCUCAAAGAAACGUCUACCCAGCCGUGCAAGUCUCAAUUUGCGGCCCUUAACCCUUGUGGAUAAUCGGACAGGGCCAAGCCGAGCAGUCCCAUUCGUACCACCAACCGAGCGAUUUACACCUUACGAGGAUGGAUCCGAGCCACUUAUUCACACAAAUUCAAACACUGAACGCGAG
This is a messenger RNA of Mesorhabditis spiculigera, 1350 nucleotides long. The record is from the annotation of a GenBank genome assembly. NCBI's taxonomy places the organism in Eukaryota, Metazoa, Nematoda, Chromadorea, Rhabditida, Rhabditidae.